AUGGCCUACAACAAAGCAUUCAAUCCUGAUGCAUUGCCUGCUCAUGCAGAGCCAGAGCAGGCUGCUCAAGCCCUCAGUCAACUGCAAGGAAAUCGCAGACCCUCUCCCAACAGCCGGUAUCCAAAUCCACAGCCGCUGAGUCCGCAUGACCCUCGAUCUUCAACACCAGGCGCGCGACGAACCUCACCAGCAGGCAUACCAGCCCAAAAUCCAGGUCGGCCCUCGCCCGUUCAAACACACCUUCCGCAUCGACCCCCGAGCAAUCAACCAUAUGGCGAUAACCAGCCUGGUCGCCUCCAUUCUCCUUCAUCGCAAAUGAACCACGGUUACCCACCUGGACCUCGCCCUCAAACAGACCCUUCGAACUUCCGCAGACCAUCCAAUGAAGCACAUCAAUAUCCGGCGCGUACACCGGCGCCGCCUGAUCCAGACUCUGUCGAUCUCCUCCCUCUCUUUCGAGCGGCGAACGUGUCUGGCACAGGAUCGCUUACCACGGCAGAAUUAGGGUCUGCCUUGGUCAAUGCCGAUUUCACACCAUUUCACAGCUUGACCAUAUCGUCUCUGAUGCGCAUGUUCACUACCUCACCCCCUAAUCAGCCUCAGGGUCUCACCAUCACUUUCACGGAAUUCGAAAGCCUCUGGCGGUUUCUCGCCGCGUGGCGCACGCUAUUCGAACGUUUCGACGAAGACAGGAGCGGCCGCAUUUCUUUAGGGGAGUUUUCAAAGGCUCUGACGGCUUUUGGCUACCGAUUAUCGCAACCUUUUGUCGGCGUGUUAUACAGCACCUUCAACGACCGGAGUCCGGUUUCGAAGCAGGGGAUGAGCUUCGAUCUAUUUGUACAGGCUUGUAUCAGUUUGAGGAGGAUGACAGAUGUGUUUAAGAAAUACGACGACGACCGGGACGGAUAUGUGACCUUGAGUUUUGAGGAAUUCCUCACGGAAAUUCUUCGGUUACGCGACUGA
Molecule: messenger RNA, 963 nt
Organism: Exophiala dermatitidis NIH/UT8656
Lineage: Eukaryota; Fungi; Ascomycota; Eurotiomycetes; Chaetothyriales; Herpotrichiellaceae
Exons: 2
Coding region: 1-963 (320 amino acids)
Molecular function (GO): calcium ion binding
Source: RefSeq, a predicted model, not a curated record